Trichoderma atroviride IMI 206040 is the source of this 2362-nucleotide messenger RNA. RefSeq lists its product as uncharacterized. Gene Ontology annotation, cellular component: Golgi membrane. Lineage: Eukaryota; Fungi; Ascomycota; Sordariomycetes; Hypocreales; Hypocreaceae. Gene Ontology annotation, biological process: protein N-linked glycosylation. The record is from RefSeq and is a predicted model, not a curated record. Gene Ontology annotation, molecular function: glycosyltransferase activity.
CAUCCUCGUGCUGCCAAUCAGUCCCAGCUGUCCCCUAUCGUUGGCACCCCGGCUGAUCCAAUGUCUCUCUCCCGGAGCCCAUCACCUGUGCCGGGUGGUGGGUGGUCGAGUCCUGGCCUGAAUAUGAACAGCGGCACGACGAGUCCUGCCAAUGCUGGUGGCAGCUCCGUGUCGUGGGAAUCCGCCAAGAUGAGGAAGCACGGUGCCAACGGCUACCCGUCCUUCUCGACGCAGAACCAGGGCUUCUUCACUCGCCACAUGCGUCGCAUAUCCAGCAGCCUGCCACGAUUCAACUCUGGCCUUGGCAAUACCCAUGCUGAGCGAGAGAAGUACGAACGCGAGGGAUACAACGCAGCCUCUGGUGGGAGGAUACGCUCGUUCUUUGCCCGCGUCAACAGAAGACUGAAGUGGAGGAUCCUCCUUCCGCUGAUAAUAUUCUGCACCAUUGCCAUCUACUACGGCACUCACGAGGCCCCCGGGUUCGUUCAUUGGUGGCGACGAUCUAGCAUGGGAGGAAAUGGCGAAAAGUUCGUCAUCAUUCUGGCCGCCAAUGUCGGUGGAGGUGUCAUGGAGUGGAAGGGCGCUCGAGAAUGGGCCAUUGAGCGAGACAGCGUACGCAACAAGCGGAAAUAUGCCACUAGGUGGGGCUACGAUUUGGAAAUCGUCGACAUGAAGACCAAGAAGCGAUAUGCGCACGAAUGGCGAGAGAGCUGGGAAAAGGUGGACUUUUUGCGGAAUACGAUGCGGAAAUACCCCAAGGCUGAAUGGUUCUGGUGGCUCGACCUCAACACUUACGUUAUGGAGCCCGGAUACUCGCUGCAACACCAUCUGUUCAACCACCUCGAUCGCCAUGUAUACCGUGACAUCAACGACUUCAACCCUCUCAACGUCAGCCACCCUCCCACCGACCUGUAUCUGGACGCAGAUGCGCGAAGCCCUGUCGGCGAUGGAAAAAUCAACUCUGUCAACUUCUUGCUCUCUCAGGACUGCUCAGGAUUCAAUCUCGGCUCUUUCUUCGUCAGACGCAGCGACUGGACCGAACAACUUUUGGAUAUUUGGUGGGACCCAGUCUUGUAUGAGCAGAAGCACAUGGAAUGGGAGCACAAGGAACAAGACGCCCUUGAGCAGCUGUAUCGAACGCAGCCUUGGAUUCGACAACACACUGGCUUCUUACCGCAGCGCAUGAUCAACAGUUUCCCCCCUGCUGCGUGCGCGGACGACUCUGGCUUGAACAACACCAGGAUACACUACAAUGAAAAUGAUCGCGACUUUGUAGUCAAUAUGGCUGGCUGCGAAUGGGGACGCGAUUGUUGGGGUGAGAUGUAUCACUACCGAGAGUUCAGCUACUGGCUCAACCGAAACCCUUGGGAACUCUUCAAGGAGGAGAUUGUGGCCCUCAUUUGGUUCAAGCUUACUGGCCAGCGAGUCAAGUUAUAAUCUUUUGCUUCAUAUUGCGUCACCAGCGCGGAGCGAGCAGUUUGACUUGGCUUCUCCAUAUCCAUAUUGUGCCGGCACAACCUCCCAUUUCACAAACCAAGAAUUAGACAACGUACUCGUUGCCGGCUCCAUUUUAUUUAGCACAGAGCAUUCUGAGAAAUCAUUUGCUUCUUCUUCUUCUUUGAUUUUGCUUGUUGCAUAGAUGCUGAUCUUACAUAUUUCUUUCUUGACUGUAUCAACGCAUCAACAUGUUGACCUUUUUUUUUUUUUCUUCACGGUUGGACGAUUAUAAUUUACGAUGGUUGGGGAGGGGGCGCUACUUUCUGAUGAGAUGACGAACUACAACUACAUCUACACCAAACGGCUGAGGCUUGCAGCGGACCGACGCGGCUUGCAAUUUUCUUCACAAUGGGGCCACAAGUUCAGCGGCUGAUGGCAGCUUUGCCGGGAAAGCGAGAUGUCAAUAUGGAGCGGAAGAGAGGCGAAACACUCGCUUCUCAAAGUCAAACAAACAUGGGGGUAUGGAGGUAUAAACAAACAAACGGAGGGGGAUUAUCCAAAAGGAAAGAAGAGAUUUGGGAAAGGCAAAGGCUCACGAUGCAUAGGGUGCCCAUUGCGUGGCUGUCGCCUGGCGUUGGGCACUUGUAACAUUUUUGGUGAAAUUUUUUCUUUAAAAAUUUUUUUUUUAAAAAAAGAAAAUCUUGGGGCGGCAUUCAAAACUGGCCGCCCGUAUUUUAUGACUGGGUAUAUACUCCAAAGAGAUAAUUCAUAGAAACGCUUUUUGUAUUUUUUGGACACUUUUCUUCUUCUUCUCUUUCUUCCACUUUUUUGGUCAGCCACUUAAUUGGUGAUACCUACACUAUUAGAAUAGUAAAUAUAUCUUAUGUAGAAAAGGAAAAAGAUCACCAAGCCGUUAGAUCUACGU